Messenger RNA from Cuculus canorus (common cuckoo), 4810 nucleotides. RefSeq names its product zinc finger protein 585B. Gene Ontology annotation, biological process: regulation of transcription by RNA polymerase II. NCBI's taxonomy places the organism in Eukaryota, Metazoa, Chordata, Aves, Cuculiformes, Cuculidae. The transcript has 9 exons. Gene Ontology annotation, molecular function: RNA polymerase II cis-regulatory region sequence-specific DNA binding; DNA-binding transcription factor activity, RNA polymerase II-specific. The record is from RefSeq and is a predicted model, not a curated record.
CCUCAUCCCACAACCACCAGGAGGCACUACGUGGGCGCAAGACUGGAGUGAACCUUCCAGAACUAACGAUAAUACGAAGUGGGGGAAAGUUAUGAAUAUGUAGUAGGCGCUUAUAACUAUGCAUGUCUUUACACUAUAAGUAGCUGCACGUUAAGUCAUGCGGUGUGCAAAGAAGGAGGAGAACCCUCUUGCACCACAGCGCUGGAAGUAAAUAUUCCUGUUUUAUCACUCAUUUUUGGGAUACAGGGUUUGAUUCCGCCGAACAAUUUGUCGACCCAGAUGGGACACGUUCUCUGCCCGGCUGCUGGAUCGGUUGGGAGUGGGACAUCCUAAGGCACUCCCCGGACUGCUUCUCCAGAGAAUCUCCCAUCCCUACCCGAUGGCUGCUGGGGGAGAGACGGCCCAUCAGCUGGUGGACCAGAUGGCGGGGCCGUUCGAGGAGGUGGCCGUCUACUUCUCCCGCCAGGAGUGGGCAGAGCUGGCGGGCUGGCAGCGGCGGCUCUACCGGGAGGUGAUGCUGGACACCUACGGAAUGCUCGCCUCGCUGGGUUGCGCUGCCAUCAAGCCUGAGAUCAUCUGCAGGCUGGAGCGAGGAGAGACGCCGUACUUGCCAGACCCUCCCGGGGCACAGAAGAGGCACCGCAGCCCUGUGCCGGGCGGGUCCCAGGCAUCCAUUGUGGCUGUGUGGAGUUCCUCCAGCAGGGGUUUGGGGGAAUCAUCCCGAGAUGAACCAAGCAGGAGCUCAGAAGGCCCAGAAGAGCACCCUCACCCUCCUCUUGGCCUGGCCCCCCAGCCGCUGGAGAAGACCCCCCUCACGUGCCCUGAGAGCAAUAAGAGCUUCAGGAGUCGGAGUGCACUGACCGCCCACAAGAAGAUCCACACGGGUGAGCGCCCCUUCACCUGCACCGACUGCAGUAAGAGCUUCAGCUGGAAGAUCGACCUCAUCAGACACCAGCGCAUCCACACGGGUGAGCGCCCAUUUCACUGUGCUGACUGUGGAAAGAGCUUCCGACUGAAGCAACUCCUGAUCAUCCACCAGCACACCCACACUGGUGAGCGCCCCUUCAUCUGCAUGGAGUGUGGCAAGAGCUUCAGCUGGAAGCAACACCUGACCAAACACCAGCGCAUCCACACAAAUGAGCGUCCCUUCUCCUGUACCAGCUGUGGCAAGAGCUUCAAAGACAAGAGCAACCGGACCAAACACCAGCGCAUCCACACUGGCGAGCGCCCCUUCAUCUGCAUGGAGUGUGGCAAGAGCUUCACCCAGAAGAACAACCUCAUCAGACACCACCGCAUCCACACAGGUGAGCGCCCGUUCACCUGCACCGAGUGCAACAAGAGCUUCAGAGAGAAUAGCGCUCUCAUAGCCCACCAACGCAUCCACAGUGGUGAGAAGCCGCACAACUGUGAGGUGUGCAACAAGACUUUCAGGCAGAAAUUUGACCUGAAGAGACACCAGCGGGUCACACUUCUGGCUGUAGGUCUUGUCACACUCGUCACACUUGUAGGGUUUCUCGCCGGUGUGGCUGUGCUGGUGCUGGAUCAGGUGUUCCUUCUGGCUGAAGCUCUUGCCACAGUUGGAACAGGCAAAGAGGCGCUCACCCAUGUGGAUGCACUGAUGGGUGAUCAGGGGUCCCUUCUGGCUGAAGGUGUUGCCACAGCAGACACAGGUGAAGGGCUUCUCAUCACUGUGGAUGAGCUGGUGCUUGAUCAGGCCCCCCAGCUGCUGAAGAAGAUGCCCCUAAGGUGUCCCAAGUGCAAGAAGAGCUUCAGGAGCCAGAGUUUGCUGGCCAUCCAGGAGCAGAGCCAUGCGGGCGAGUGCCCCUUCACCUGCACCGACUGUGAUAAGAGCUUCAGCCACAGGGUCUCCCUGACCAAACAUCAGUGCAUCCACAGGGGCGAGAAGCCCUUCACCCGCCAGACACGCGGGAAGAGCUUCAGCCAGAAAUGCUACCUCAUCUUGGAACAUGGAGGGGGUCUUCUCCAGCAACCAGGGGGCUGGGCCAGAGUGGAGGUGAGGGCUGAAGUGGUGGUUGCAGUGGCUGCAGGCAAAGAGAGGCUCAUCGGUGUGUACACACCGGUGAUUCUCGGAGCAGGUGAAGGGUCGCUCGCCCGUGUGGAUGCGCUGGUGAGUGAUCAAAUGCUCCUUCCGGCUGAAGCGGAGGUCACAAUUGGGACACGUAAAGGGACGCUCGCCAGUGUGGAUGCGCUGGUGGCUGACAAGGUCACUCUUGCGGCUGAAGCUCUUGCCGCAGUCGGAGCAGGUGAAGGGUCACUCGCCAGUGUGGAUGCGCUGGUGGAUGACAAGAUCACUCUUGCGUCUGAAGCUCUUGCCGCAGUCGGAGCAGGUGAAGGGUCGCUCGCCCGUGUGGAUGCGCUGGUGAGUGACCAGAUGCUCCUUACGGCUGAAGCGGUGGUCACAAUUGGGACAAGUGAAGGGACGCUCGCCAGUGUGGAUGCGCUGGUGGAUAACCAAUUGUUGCUUUUGGCUGAAGCAGUGGUUGCAGUGGCUGCAGGCAAAGGGACGCUCGCCAGUGUGGAUGCGCUGGUGAGUGAGCAGGUGUUGCUUUCGGCUGAAUUGAUAACCACAGACAACACAGGCAAAGGGGCGCUCGCCGGUGUGGAUGCGCUGGUGUUUGACCAGGUGUUGUUUCUGGAUGAAGUUCUUGCCGCAUUCAGGGCAGCUCUGCCCACUCCUGGCGGGAGAAGUAGACGGCCACCUCCUCGAACGGCCCCGCCAUCUGCAGCCCGAAGCACGGCCGGAGCCCCCGCCUCGCCCCCCGACACCCCCUCUGCCCGCAGCUCCGCCGCCGACAAGGACGGAGACGACGAAAGGGUUCUGGGGCGGAAUUGGUGUCUCUCGAGCAGCCCAGGCUCCAGGCGGGCACAGCCCAGAGCGGCUCUCGCUGCAGCAGCGCCUGGGGGGAAAUUGCGAGGCCCCGAGCGGCCCCGCUCCGGUCGAGCCUCAGAGCGCAAUCAGCAUCUGCUUUGGAAGGGAAGUGGUUUUUUCCGGCCUGGCCGCCCCCCACCCCCACGCAACCCCCCCGGCUCCGAGCCCAGUGCUGGCGCCAGCGAGUCGGAAGGAGCGCGGGGUCCCAGAGCAUCCCAGUGCCGGAGGGCUCUGCAUCCCAGUGCCCCGGGCCCGGGGAAGAGCAGCCCCGCAGGCAGGCUGGCCCUGCAGCCCCCGGCCCCUCUGCGGGCAGCCCGGCUGCGAGAAGGGCACUGCCAGGCCUGGCGGGGGAGCGGCGACCCCGGGGCUGCCGGGUCCGGCCUGGCGGCGUCAGGGUUGGGGCAGAGGGGGCCGGGCAAGGCGCGGCGGGGCGAGCUGAGCCGGGCGUGCUUCGGGCUGCGGAUGGCGGGGCCGUUCGAGGAGGUGGCCGUCUACUUCUCCCGCCAGGAGUGGGCAGAGCUGGCGGGCUGGCAGCGGCGGCUCUACCGGGAGGUGAUGCUGGACACCUACGGAAUGCUCGCCUCGCUGGGUUGGGCCGCCGUUAAGCCCGAGCUCAUCUGCAGGUUGGAGCGAGGAGAGACGCCGUGCGUGCCAGACCCCCCCGGGGCGUGGCAGAGACACCACAGCCCUGUGCCGGGCGGGUCCCGGGGUUCCACUGGGGGCGUGGAGGGUUCCUCCAGCAGGAGUUUGGGGGAAUCAUCCCGAGGCAAACCAAGCGGGAGCUGCGGAGACCCAGAAGGGCACCCUCACUCUCCUCUUGGCCUGGCCCCCCAGCCGCUGGAGAAGACCCCCCUCAUGUGCCCUGAGUGCAACAAGAGCUUCAGGAGUCGAAGUGCACUGACCGCCCACAAGAAGAUCCACACGGGUGAGCGCCCCUUCACCUGCACCGACUGCAGUAAGAGCUUCAUGUGGAAGAGCAGCCUGACCAGACACGAACGCAUCCACACGGGUGAGCGCCCCUUUCACUGUGCUGACUGUGGAAAGAGCUUCACCUGGAAGCAUCACCUGAUUCCCCACCAGCGCAUCCACUCUGGUGAGCGCCCCUUCACCUGCACGGAGUGUGGCAAGAGCUUCAGCCAGAAGCAAGACCUGGUCAAGCAUCAGCGCAUCCACACUGGUGAACGUCCCUUCUGCUGCACUGAGUGCAGCAAGAGCUUCAGGCAGAAGACCUCUCUGAGCAGACACCAGCGCACCCACACAAGCAAGUAGCCCUUCACCGGUGCCAAGUGCAGUGAGAGCUUCAGACGGAAGGACUCUCUGACUGACCACCAGCGCAUCCACACCUGCCAGCGCCCCUUUGCCUGUGGCCACUGUGACCUCCGCUUCAGAUGGAAGAAAUCCCUGCUCAUCCCUCAGCGCAUCCAUACUAUCAAGAAGCCCUAGAAGUGUGGCAGGCGUGACAAGACCUACAGGCAGAAGCAGAACCUGAAGAGACAACAUUGCGUUCAGUGGGUGCAUUGGGCGGUCCUGUAGGGCAGUGACAGGAUGGGGUGUGCUCAGGUGAGGGGGUGGAUGGAGGCCAAGUCCUUGGAGGGGACCAUGCUGGCUCACCAGCAGCCCCAGUCUGCGGCCGCCUCCACAAUCCAGUGCCCCCAAAACCACCGCUGAGGGUCCCGCGGGGCACUGGGCACUGCUGCAGGGGUGCUGGGCCCUGUGGGUGGCAAACACUAAACUCCUGGUGAGUUUGCGAAGCAGAGCUUGUUUCUGCAAAAGGGAGCGGUUGGCAAGAGGGAGCAAGUGGCACCGGACAAUGCGUCCGGUCAAACAGAUCAAAGGACCUUGCAAAGGGUCACUGGUGCGUUUUUCUGUGUUUGCUUUGUUUGUGGCAUUGGUAUUAAAGAAAAUCGUCCUUGACUACUG